AUGCUCCUCCUUCCUACCCUCCUAGCUCUGGGACUUCUCGGCUCAGUCGACGCCGCCGCAUCCUCGGGCUGCGGCAAGCAUCCCACUCUCACCAAUGGAGUCCACAACAUCAAUGGCCGCCAGUACAUCCUGAAAAUCCCUGAUAACUACGAUCCAAACAAACCACACCAUCUCGUUUUUGGCCUCCAUUGGAGAGGCGGAAACAUGUACUCUGUCGUCAACGGCGAUAGCAUUCAACCCUGGUAUGGUCUCGAAAGCCGAGCUCAGGGCAGUGCAAUCCUGGUAGCUCCCAACGGCAAGAACGCUGGCUGGGCCAACACUAAUGGCGAAGAUGUGGCCCUCAUCGACGCCAUCAUCCAGCAAGUCGAGGGUGACCUUUGUGUGGACCAGAGCUCUCGCUUCGCGACUGGUUUCAGUUGGGGCGGUGGGAUGAGUUAUGCGCUUGCUUGUUCUCGGGCGAAGGAGUUCAAGGCUGUGAGCGUGUUGAGUGGUGGUGUGAUUAGCGGAUGUGAUGGGGGCCACGAUCCUAUCGCCUAUUUGGGUAUUCAUGGGAUCAAUGAUGGAGUUCUGCCAUUCGACGGGGGUGUGAGUCUAGCCAAUAAGUUUGUUGGGAACAACAAGUGCCAGCCAGCAAACAUCGGCAAGACUUGGUCUGGAAGUGGCAGUUCCGUUCGAACGGACUUCCACGGGUGCUCCAAGCCAGUUUCGUUUAUUUCAUACGACGGGGGACAUGUUGGUGCGCCCUUGGGCGUUCAGAGUUCUCUGGCUCCGGAUGCAACCUGGCAGUUUUUCAUGGCCGCUUGA
Penicillium canescens is the source of this 804-nucleotide messenger RNA. Its product is annotated as CE1 family esterase. Gene Ontology annotation, molecular function: feruloyl esterase activity. The transcript has a single exon. The coding region runs from base 1 to 804 and encodes 267 amino acids. Lineage: Eukaryota; Fungi; Ascomycota; Eurotiomycetes; Eurotiales; Aspergillaceae. The record is from RefSeq and is a predicted model, not a curated record.